ACUUAUCACUUUGACUUCUCGUUUGUGCAAGUCGUUGCGCCGACCCUUCCGACUGUCGACCUUCUUGGACUCUUUCCUCAUCCGCUGCUCUGGGACAAAUGGCUUUCGCUCUGUCAAGCCGUGCUCCUGCCUCCUUCAGUGUCGCCGCCAAGCAGGCACGCCGGCCGCGGAGCGCCGUCCCGAUGUCGCGCGCCCGCUGCGUCGUCGCCCGCGCGGAGCUCCAAGAUCCCGUGCGCAACAUCCAGGGCGCCGUGCAGUCUUUUGUGCGGAGGUAUGACCUCCUUUCAACUGGCGCGGGUGCGCUGCUCGUCACCGGAUGGUUUUACGUCCACGGCCAGGAUCCGUGGACCGCGCUGUCCCUGACCUUCACCUCGACUGUCGUCGCGUUGGUAGCGAACGAGCUGCUGUUCUCCUCGGACAAGAGCCAGUAGAAGGCCGAGUAGCAACGGGACUGGGCGUUACCGCCCUUGGCGUGGACUGGACUACACUUCAUUGACCCGUGACCUACAGCUCAUUCACGACGCAUCACUGUCAUCCGGGGAUGGGUCCCAAGUCAUCUGGAAUAGGGGUGGUAAUCCAGUCCGCACCAGUAAGAGAAGAAAACCAUCGAGUUCUUUUUGUGCGGAGUGUGUGCGUGUUGCUAUGCUGUGUCUCAUUUUAUGUAUCUGCAUUGGUUGGCAGCAGAGGCUAAUGCGGAUGUCGCUUAAUUGGGCGGAGCGGUACCGGCUGCAUCCAGCGCCGGCAAUCAAUUGUCUGUACUUUAUGAAUAAGUUGGGCGCGGCGGCUUGCCUCACAUGCCCUUUCACAUAUCGGUAUAAGCACUCACAUCAACAUUGUGUACACAGCGCUGGCUACAGCUUGCCCGCCGCUUCGGUUAGCAACGGGCAGGUGUGUUCGGUAGCAGUUCGGUGGCCCAAGAGUGCUUAUCCCACGUCUGUUUUGUUGAGGUUGUUGAGUGUGGUGCGUGUUGAUGGAGGAAUUAUAGGACAGGCUUUGCGACAGCAACAUGAUAAGACCGGACAGAUCAAGUCUCACAUGGAUUGCGCGCAUUGACAGAUGUACAGUUCAGUUGGUCAGCAUGCAAGUCGCGUGUGGGACGAGGGAAUCAUGGACUCGACGUAACCGGAAGUCGCUGGCACAGCUGCAGCUUUGUCAGACGACGGAGUGAAUCGCGAGCAAGGAUGGUAAGAGAAUGUAUGGGGUGGUGCAGUAAAGUGCACCCGUAUCGGACCAGGCAGAUAUGCUCGAAGAGUUGAAGGACGCUGGGGUGAUGUAAGAACCACGUACCACGUGGCCUGUACCAUGCACCUCAAGAGAGGUCAAACCAGUUGCAGAACCCGGAAUGAACCCUGUGGCUCUAGCACAGGCUACACCAGCGUUGUGGGGCUGACGAAUCCAGCUGGGGCCAGAGCUGGGACCAGCCAACGAGCCCAAGCUCAUGCCCGCAGCCCACCCGGGCAUGCACAGCAAUAGCCAAGACCCUGCUGAGGACACAACACAUCAUUAUAUCAUCUGACGGGUGGGGCAUCGGCGGGUGCGGAGCAAUUACGCUACCGGCUACCCAGCUCUCCCUGACUCUGAGGCGCAUGUACAGUCUUCGCGGAGCGACAUACCUGGGGAUCAGGGGAGGGCUGGGAUAAAGGCCCAGUCGGUACGUUGGCGAAGGCGAAACCGAGGCACCAAGGCAGUUUCCCAAGGCUUGUGGCUAUAUUACCGCCAUCAAAUUACCAUGCAACUACGCCGUUUAGCAAGGUCAUGUGGGGGAUGUGGUGCCUGUGGAUGGGUUGCCGGGUGGGCAGGGGUGGCGCAGGUUGGGCGGGGUGAGUCGGGUACUUGACACGCCAGUUGCGAAUGUUAAGGUCGGCGAGCUGGAAGAGAAUUAAAGAAAUCC
Messenger RNA from Chlamydomonas reinhardtii, 1891 nucleotides. RefSeq lists its product as uncharacterized. Bases 99 to 431 code for a protein of 110 amino acids. The transcript is spliced from 2 exons. Lineage: Eukaryota; Viridiplantae; Chlorophyta; Chlorophyceae; Chlamydomonadales; Chlamydomonadaceae. The record is from RefSeq and is a predicted model, not a curated record.